AUGGGCCAAGCGCAGUCGACGGCAGGUGUUCAAACACCCGAUUGGGUUGGGAACGAGACUACAGAAAUCAAAUAUGAGAAGUCCGCAUACGACCUUCUCAAAUCUCUAUCUUUCGCAGAAGAUGAUCAGGUCGCAGGAUUUGUAUACAGAGAACUUACAAUCAAAUCGAUCAAAAGGUGGGAAGAGCAGUUCCUCGCCGAACCAAAGGUAGCGGACAAGUUAGAGAAGGCAAACUUCUUCCUUGAACGUAUGCAAAAGUUCCUAGUGUUGGAUAUCCCCUCUACAACGAAGAGCGAAGCUAACGAGACCGACCCAAUAGAAAUCAUUGAUACAUCCGAGGAACCUCUUGAUUCGCGAAUCGUCGACGAACUCCUCAAGAUUCCAGUUAACGACGGUGGGCAGUGGGAUAUGAUUAUAAACCUUGUUGAGCGCUAUGGAGUUGUCCCUCAAAAACUGUAUCCCGACACUUACAACUCGAUGAACUCUCGUGGAGUAAAUGCUCUCGUGACAAGCAAGCUCCGGGAAUUUGCUCUUCAGCUUCGUGCAAUGUCUUCCUCUGGCCUCAGCCUUCACGCUAUUCAGCGCGCAAAAUCAAAGAUGGUCAACACCGUAUAUAACAUCCUUGUUACCUGUUUCGGCCCCCCUCCUAAACCAGAUGAGACUUUCACCUGGGAAUUCAGAGACUCGCUUGGAAAAUUCCACUCCUAUCCCAACAUUACACCUAUUAGCUUCUUCAAGGAUUUCAUUGGCUACAAGGCCGCCUCCCACUUCUCACUGAUCAACGAUCCACGACAUGAGUAUGGGAAAUUGUAUACAGUCUCAAGACUUAACAAUGUCUUUGGUGGGAAACCAAUACGAUAUGUCAAUGUUGACAUGGCAACAAUGAAAGCCGCUAUAGUCGCAAUGAUCAAGAAAGACCAUCCAGUGUUCUUUGGGUGUGACGUGGGCAAGUUUUCUGAUUCCAAGUUGGGAAUCAUGGAUACAAAGUUGUUCGAUUACAAGCUAGCAUUUGAUACGGAGCUAGGAUUGAACAAGGCAGAGAGACUGUUAGUUGGUGAGAGCAGAAUGACGCAUGCCAUGACAUUAAACGGUGUCCACAUUGUUGACGGGAAGUCAGUUAAGUGGAAGGUUCAGAACUCAUGGGGCGAAGGAAGCGGGGAGAAGGGAUGGUUUGUAAUGACCGAUGGAUGGAUGAAUGAGUACUGUUAUCAAGCCGUCGUUGGGCCAGACUUCGUCAGCCAAGAGAUCAAGGAUAUUCUUAAACAAGAACCAACGGCAUUGCCAUUGUGGGAUCCUAUUGGUGCACUGGCUUGA
Orbilia oligospora ATCC 24927 is the source of this 1314-nucleotide messenger RNA. RefSeq lists its product as uncharacterized. The record is from RefSeq and is a predicted model, not a curated record. Gene Ontology annotation, cellular component: cytoplasm. Gene Ontology annotation, molecular function: cysteine-type aminopeptidase activity. The coding region runs from base 1 to 1314 and encodes 437 amino acids. Gene Ontology annotation, biological process: proteolysis; response to toxic substance; L-homocysteine catabolic process. The transcript is spliced from 7 exons. Lineage: Eukaryota; Fungi; Ascomycota; Orbiliomycetes; Orbiliales; Orbiliaceae.